GAAGCCAUUCCUUGGAAAUCUCAGGAGUUUACAGACCCACAGGGGACAGAAUCUGAGGUUCCGGGUUCAGCAGUUCUCGACAUCGCAGCUAAUGGGAGGCGAAAAAAAGUUUUCUGUGCUCUUUUGGGACGGUUCGUUCUCUAGUGCUGCCGGGGCCCACCAGCGGGUUGGAGAAAAGAGAGACGACCGGAAAAUCAUCAUUUGAGAGUCACAGGAAAAAAGAAAACACGGAGGUUAAUUCUAGAAGGCUUCUGGUCCCUGCCUGUCCUGGGUGACUAUGUCCUUGGUACUUAUGGAGCCAGCUGCUUCCCUGCACUUCUCCCUACCAGCCUCUCUUCUCCUCCUGCUCCUCAGACUCCUUGCACCUGUCUCAGCCCAGUUUACUGUCCAGGGGCCAGCUGAUCCAAUCCUGGCCAUGGUGGGAGAAAACACCACUUUACACUGCCACCUGUCACCCGAGAAAAAUGCUGAGGACAUGGAGGUGCGGUGGUUCCGGUCUCAGUUCUCUCCAGCAGUGCUGGUGUACAAGGGUGGGCGAGAGAGAACAGAGGAGCAGAUGGAGGAGUACCGAGGAAGAACCACCCUUGUGAGCAAAGACAUCAGCAGAGGCAAGGUGGCACUGGUCAUACACAAUGUCACAGCCCAGGAGAAUGGGAUCUACCGCUGUUACUUCCAAGAAGGCAGGUCCUACGAUGAGGCCAUGAUUCACCUCAAGGUGGCAGGCCUGGGCUCUGAGCCCCUUGUUGAAAUGCAGGGGCACGAGGAUGGGGGCAUCCGGCUGGAGUGCACAUCUGGAGGGUGGUACCCAGAGCCCCUCGCGGUGUGGAGGGACCCCUAUGGUAAGGUCGUACCCGCCCUGGAGGAGGCUUACACUGCUGACGCAGACGGCCUCUUCAUGGUGACCACGGCUGUGAUCAUCAGAGACAGCUCCGUGAGGAACAUGUUCUGCUCUGUCAACAGCACCGUGCUCGGCCAGGAGAAGGAAACUGUGAUUUUCAUUCCAGAAUAUUUUACUCCCAGCACAUAUCCCCUGGUUGUGAUCCUGGCUCCCAUCCUGGCUAUUCUCAUCAUCCUCAUGGCUGUGAGCAUCUGUUGCAGCAAGAAACUCCACAGGGAAAAAAAGAUUUUGUCAGAGGAAAAGGAUGUUGAACAGGAAGAGAAAGAAAUUGCACGUAAGAAACUGGGGAAAGAACAUGUGAAAAAAGAGAAAAAAUGUCAAAUAAAAGAGCAACUUCAAGAAGAAUUGCGAUGGAGAAGAACACUCUUACAUGCCGCUGACGUGGUCCUGGACCCAGACACUGCUCAUCCUGAGCUCUUCCUGUCUGAGGACCGGAGAAGCGUGAGACGGGGCCCUUCCCGGCAGAGUGUGCCUGACAACCCUAAGAGAUUCAACUGUCAGCCUUGUGUCCUGGGCCGGGAAUACUUCACCUCAGGAAAACAUUACUGGGAGGUGGAAGUUGAAAACCUGAUGGCAUGGACAUUGGGGGUUUGUAAAGACAGUGUUGAGAGGAAAGGGGAGGCCCUGCUGCUUCCUCAGAAUGGCUUCUGGACCCUGGAGAUGUUUGAAAACAAAUACCGGGCCCUGUCCUCCCCAGAGAGGAUUCUCCCUCUGAGAGAGCGCCUUGGCCGGGUGGGCAUCUUUCUGGACUACGAAGCUGGAGAUGUCUCCUUCUACAACAUGAGGGACAGAUCGCACAUCUACACAUGUCCCCGUUCACCCUUUACUGGCCCCCUAAGACCGUUCUUCAGGCUGGGGUCUGACGACAGCCCCCUCUUCAUCUGCCCAGCACUCACAGGAGCCAAUGGCAUCACAGUGCCUGAGGAAGGCCUGAUUCUUCACAGGGCACGGACCCUACAGCGCCCACGGGACCAAUUCCCUGGUCUCACAGCCAUGUAGAGAAGCGCUGGCCAUCUUCCUUGCUGAGUCCAGGCCCUCUGUCCCUCUGGUCACAUAACAGAACAUCUUCUAGCUCCCUCUUUCAUACCCAUUUCUGGCCUGAGCCCCAGCUCUCCCCCUCACCAGGCAGUGGCUUUGGUAGCUCCUCUGCUUGUACCUAUGGGGAGAAUCUAGUCUUAGGCAGCUACUUCUAUUACACAGCUCCCAGCCAAGACGAAAGUGUGACAAGGUGAUGGACAGCAAACCUGCUGCUUUACCAUCAGGUGACAACGUUGAUCCUGAUGCUCCACUUGGUACCAGACGUUGUGGACAUGGGGCGAGGGCACCAGGAUGCACUAGGAUGUAGGAGGAGGAAGGGAACCACACACCUCCUGAGGGGAGAGGAACCCACAUGUAGAGAUCAAAGACAGAGGAAGUGGGACCAGAGCUGGGAAGAGACCAAUGUUGUGAGCAUGGUUAAGCCCCACCAUGACAGCUAAGGGGGUCCUAGGAGAUGAUGGCCCAUUUCUACCCAACUCCCAAGAUUUCUAGACCACAUACAUACAGGCAUAAACCUGAGAUGAAA
Molecule: messenger RNA, 2462 nt
Organism: Microcebus murinus (gray mouse lemur)
Lineage: Eukaryota; Metazoa; Chordata; Mammalia; Primates; Cheirogaleidae
Product: butyrophilin subfamily 2 member A1-like
Biological process (GO): regulation of cytokine production; T cell receptor signaling pathway
Cellular component (GO): external side of plasma membrane
Molecular function (GO): signaling receptor binding
Source: RefSeq, a predicted model, not a curated record